AUGGCUCUCACGCUUCUCACAGCGGCGGUGCUUGGCGUGGCUGCCUCUUCCGGCUGUGUCGGUGAUGACUGCUCUGUGAAGGAGGAUGGUUCGAUCCUUCUCCAACAUCGGCGCAAGGAGGUCGACUUGCCAGACAAAGGGAUGGCCUUCGAAGGCGGCGGCUUCAAGGCGCACGCGGCGCACACCGGGGUUAUGUCCGGGCUGCUGGGCGCCUUUUAUAAGGCAUCGGCGGAGAGCGGCGAGGAGCCCAACUUGAAGAAGAUGAUGAGGAAUGUCAAGGCCAUCGCGUCGAACAGCGGGGGCACAUGGUUCAUAUCCCAGCUGGUCUACUCACCCUCCUUUCUCACCCUGAUUGAGACCAUUGCGGCGAACCCGGCUCAGGCGAACAAGCAGUACAAGGAGGGAUGGAUCGAGCGCUUCCUGGGGGCCGUUACGGGUGCUGAUGCAGGUAUACCUUCGGUAGGUUUGCUGGGCUGGGGGCAUGAUGUCAGCCAUCCGCGUAUUUCUGUGCCGGCCAAGCCCACCAACUGGACAACCACAGGGCCUUGCCUCUUCGUGGACAACAAUAGAAUUUUGGGCGACGUUGCCAAGAUUGCCGACCCUUUCUUGCUCAACCUAGCAGAGGUGAUCCUGGAAAUCUUCUUCCUCGCCCGGAAUGCCUCCAGCUGGGAGGCAGUGGUGAGCACACUCCUGCAGAGUACGAGCAACGGCGACAUGACUGCGAAAGACACCCUCGGCUCGAAGGUGAACGAAUGGGCUGAGGGCAAGUGGUGGAUGGCUGCAACCAGCAUGGCCACGCCGGGCGGAACUGGCCCCGGGAAUUGCCACUGGUACAAACUGGACCUUUGUGCGAAAGCACUUGUGGGCUCCCGUGGAUCUGUGGCUAUCUACAAUGGCAACAGCACUGACACCAAGUGGUUGUAUGCCGCGAGCACCAAGCCCACAGUGCCAAACUUGGCUGCCUGGACACCUGCGCGAUUCAGCACCGUGCUCGGCGGCGGUGACUCCGAACCCGCGCCCCUGAAGUUCUGCGAUGCUUAUUGCGACAACCUGAAGCUCGAGUACACCGCCUUGGGGCAGUCGGUGGCCUCUCAGGAGCUAUAG
Molecule: messenger RNA, 1104 nt
Organism: Symbiodinium natans
Lineage: Eukaryota; Dinophyceae; Suessiales; Symbiodiniaceae
Source: the annotation of a GenBank genome assembly